UCACUCCCUGUGUUCAACAUGGCAGUCGGCAAGAAUAAGAGGCUGACCAAAGGUGGCAAAAAAGGUGCCAAGAAGAAGAUUGUGGAUCCUUUCUCCAAGAAGGACUGGUAUGAUGUUAAGGCUCCUGCCAUGUUCAACAUCCGCAACCUGGGCAAGACCUUGGUCACCAGGACCCAGGGAACCAGAAUCGCCUCUGACGGUCUGAAGGGCCGUGUGUUCGAGGUCAGUCUCGCCGACCUGCAGAACGACGAGGUCGCCUUCCGCAAGUUCAGGCUGAUCACCGAGGACGUGCAGGGCAAGAACUGCCUGACCAACUUCCACGGCAUGGACCUGACCCGGGACAAGAUGUGCUCCAUGGUGAAAAAGUGGCAGACCAUGAUUGAGGCCCAUGUGGAUGUGAAAACCACAGACGGUUACCUGCUCCGUCUCUUCUGUGUGGGCUUCACCAAGAAACGCACCAACCAGAUCCGCAAGACCUCCUACGCCCAGCACCAGCAGGUCCGUCAGAUCCGCAAGAAGAUGAUGGAGAUCAUGACCCGUGAGGUCCAGACCAAUGACCUGAAGGAGGUGGUGAACAAACUGAUCCCUGACAGUGUAGGUAAGGACAUUGAGAAGGCCUGCCAGUCCAUCUACCCUCUGCACGACGUCUACGUCAGGAAGGUGAAGAUGUUGAAGAAACCCAAGUUUGAGUUGGGUAAACUGAUGGAGCUGCACGGUGAGGGUGGAACCAGCACCACCGCUGCCAAACCCUCUGGAGAGGACACUGGAGCUAAGGUGGAGAGAGCCGAUGGCUACGAACCCCCCAUCCAGGAAUCUGUCUGAAGCUCCUCCACACACAGAGUCCAAGUCAAUAAAUAAAAGUGUAAAUUUGAAAAAUGA
Chanos chanos (milkfish) is the source of this 879-nucleotide messenger RNA. RefSeq names its product 40S ribosomal protein S3a. Gene Ontology annotation, biological process: translation. NCBI's taxonomy places the organism in Eukaryota, Metazoa, Chordata, Actinopteri, Gonorynchiformes, Chanidae. The transcript is spliced from 6 exons. Bases 19 to 822 code for a protein of 267 amino acids. Gene Ontology annotation, molecular function: structural constituent of ribosome. The record is from RefSeq and is a predicted model, not a curated record. Gene Ontology annotation, cellular component: ribosome.